This is a messenger RNA of Mesocricetus auratus (golden hamster), 234 nucleotides long. RefSeq names its product signal transducer CD24. The transcript has a single exon. Gene Ontology annotation, cellular component: external side of plasma membrane. Lineage: Eukaryota; Metazoa; Chordata; Mammalia; Rodentia; Cricetidae. Bases 1 to 234 code for a protein of 77 amino acids. The record is from RefSeq and is a predicted model, not a curated record. Gene Ontology annotation, biological process: cell adhesion.
AUGGGCAGAGCGAUAGUGGUCAGACUGGGGCUGGGGUUGCUGCUUAUGAUGGCACUGCUCAUACCCAAGCAGAUUUGUUGCAACCAAACAUCUGUUGCACCGUUUUCAAGUAACCAGAGUAUCUCUACUUUCCCAAAUACAACUAAUGCCACCACCAUAGCAGGUGGCAGUGCCCUGCAGUCAACAGCUAGUCUCCUCAUCGUCUCACUUUCUCUCCUACAUUUCUAUUGUUAG